This is a messenger RNA of Pelobates fuscus (common spadefoot toad), 2614 nucleotides long. It is a transcript of the gene CLEC3B, whose product is annotated as C-type lectin domain family 3 member B. The transcript is spliced from 3 exons. The coding region runs from base 4 to 603 and encodes 199 amino acids. The record is from RefSeq and is a predicted model, not a curated record. NCBI's taxonomy places the organism in Eukaryota, Metazoa, Chordata, Amphibia, Anura, Pelobatidae. Gene Ontology annotation, molecular function: signaling receptor activity.
ACCAUGGCGUUCAAAGGAGUCUGUCUGUUCUUGUGCGUCUUCUGCUUUGUUCAAAUCACUUUUCAGCAAAAUGGCAAAAAACAAAGGCAGUCCAGUAAAGCAGAAGUAGUUAGCAUGAAAAUGUUUGAAGAGCUGAAGAAGGAGAUUCAGAACAUUCGAGAAGAGCUGGAUCUUCUGAAAGAGCAACAGUCAUUGCAGACACUUUGUUUAAAGGGUAUGAAGACACAUAACAAAUGUUUGCUGUCAUUUUCCGAACCAAAGAUGUACCACCAGGCUAGCGAUGUAUGUAUUGCACAAGGGGGAACUCUAAGCACCCCAGACAAUGGAGACGAAAACGAUGAUUUGUAUGACUACGUCCGCAAAAGUAUAGGUCCCAAUGCAGAGAUCUGGAUUGGCAUCAAUGAUAUGGCAACAGAGGGCAACUGGGUGGAUAUGACCGGAACCCGUAUCACCUUUAAACAUUGGGAGACUGAAAUCACCAAACAACCUGAUGGUGGGAAGCAAGAGAACUGUGCGUCUUUGUCAACUAUUGCUAUUGGCAAGUGGUCAGACAAAAACUGCAAAGUGGAAUUGCCUUUUGUUUGUCAGUUUACAAUUGUUUAGCUGCUUUGCAAAUUGUUUAUCUUUAUUGUGAUCAAGGGAAGUUAUGCCCUAAAAAGUAAGAGUUGUUAUUACAUACUAAAAAUAUCAACUGGUAGAAAGUUAUUGCCAGUGAAACACACAAAUAAUAAGAGAUACUCUAAAACACCUUUGUGAGUUACCCUUUACCCUCACAUAAAACAGAAAUUACAUACAGUAUACUGCGGAGUAUCUUCUUAUCAAAUCAAAUGGUAAUGGUACAUUUUCCCAGAGAUAAAGCAAAAUAAAACACAUAAUAGUGCAAUAUUGUCUGUGAAAUGUUUGAUAAUGUAGAAAAUGGGUGAAAUAUCACUCACAAAGAGGGAGCCUUGAAAAUAAGGUUCCAUGAUCCAGCUUUAUCUCUAGGAAAAUUUACCAUUACCAUUUGAUUUGAUAAGAAGAUACUCCGCCUUAUACUGUAUGUAAAAAUAUCAACUAACUUAUCCAGGAUGCUUCCUACUGCAGGAUGAUGAAUAUAUAGAAUGUUUCCUUGAAUGUCUGCAGAGUUGUUAAGAUACUUACUUCCAGUUUAACAAUAAAUAAAUAACUGAUAUGGAAAAGAAAUGGCUUAAAGUUCAUAUCAUAUAUUCCGUGUCUUUCACCUGAUAGGUCUACUACACUUCCAAGCUAAAAUAGAAAAUUUAAUUAGAAACAAGAAAAAAUACUGGUUUUGUAAAUGCAAGAAGUAAAUUUUUUAAAGAAAUUAUGGAUCCUGUAGGUGCCACAGAUGAUUCAAAGGACUUUGUGAUGGCUAUGGGUGAUAUGUUAUUCCACGAAUGUGCUGUGGUAUGACAGUGCUGCAGUAUAACAUAGAAGCAACAUAAAUCAAUUCAUAAAAAUAAUCUAAUGCACAAAUUUCUAACUAAAAUAAAGUAUAUGCGUACUUUAUGGUUUUUUUUUUUUUUUAACAUUGGUCCUCUUGCUCUGGUCAAUGACAGAAGAGAUGAAAGUUGUAGGUAAUUGUAAAAUAAAAAUAGGAGCCAGCAGGCUGUGCAGACAGUAACCCUCCAAGAAAACAGUAAUAAAUACCGUUGUAAUAUCACCCUGCAUUUUAAAAGCAUGUUUGAUCGGUAGGUUGUAAUUUUCUCAAUCCGUUAUUUGACCACUCUAACCACCAUAACUACUAAAACCCACUGGGGUGGUUAUGGUGCCAAGGACACCCAUACGCCGUACCAAAAUAGUAGUCAAGUAGAAAAAGAGAACAGUUUGACACCUUACCAGGUUCCUUCAGUCUGUGUGUCGCCCCCUCCACUGUUGCUGGAAGCCACUGAAAAGAGCUUCCAUUAGUUCUGCUAAGUCAUGCCGUGCAGGGUCAGCUUAUUGGUUGAGAGCGUCAGCGGAGAGCUCUCAGCCAAUGAGCACAGCCUUGUAAAGCCAGGCUUACCUCAGUGGCACCAGUGGAGGCAGAGGUAGGUGAGUAGCAGGAACGAGGUAAGUUGUCAAACUCUGGGAAGGUACCUGGGUACUCCUGGCACCAUAACCAGUAGUGGUUAUGGUAGUGGUUAUUGUGCUCGGAUUGUUCCUUUAAUUUUUAGGGUAUCAUUUCUCUUGACAAACAUACAGGAUAUGCUCUCUUACCCAAUAUGAAAAUAAUACAUAAAGCUUAUUACAAUUACCAAAGCAGAUUUUAGAUCCUUCUGUGGCAAGAUAUAAGAUUGAGCAGUGAGAAUGCAGGGACCUAAUCUACACACCAAAACUGCUUCAUUAAGCUAAAGUUGUAUAGGUGACUUUAGUUUCCCUUGAAGUGCAGACAGCUAGUGGCCUGCUUUUAUACAUAUUUUGCUACACUCUAUAUUGUAUAAAACAUUUCAAUAAUAAAGUAUUUGAAAUAUACCAUUCUAUAGUAUGUCCUAUUUAAACAAUAAACUAUGUUAUCAUGUAUUCUGAGGUAUUGCAUGUUUUGUUAGAGUCUUAAUUCUGAAAAACUUGCAUGUGCCUGUUUUGAAGUCUUACAUUUUACGCCAUUGCCCAUUAUAAUAAACAGCCCUGGCCAUUA